Molecule: messenger RNA, 894 nt
Organism: Babjeviella inositovora NRRL Y-12698
Lineage: Eukaryota; Fungi; Ascomycota; Pichiomycetes; Serinales
Exons: 1
Source: RefSeq, a predicted model, not a curated record
GAUGGCCAAUGCAUACACGUACGAUGAGGAAGCCACGGCUGCUCAAAUUGCCACCGGCUACGCAAACCUCAUUAUCAACUCAACGCUGUCUGACUACGUUGGACCGAAAUACGACCCACAACCAUAUUUACUAAGCCUUGAAGAAUUGUUUGAGUUGGAAGUUAUCGCUGAUUCCGUAUACUACAUAAUUAACGGCAAGUACCAACGUUGGUUGGUGUUACCGGAAGGGCCGAUCUUACGUUAUAACCUGAAAUUCCUUGAAUGGGAGGCUCCUCGGCUUACCCAUGGAAAUUUUCGGCCCUUUACUGAGACUACUGAAGUGAUUGAAACAUACCCGGUGAACGCGGAUAGAGAUAAGCUCUUGGUGGCUUAUUUGGAAGGGGGGCGAAUGAGCCAGGAGGAGAUGGAAUACCUGGUAAGCCUAUUGAAGCGCACUCGCUUUAUAGGCUCAUCGAUGACACUUACCCGUAUCGUAUUGACAUUAGAAAAAUUCAGGUCAAAUGUGUAUAGACCCGAAGGUGGACCAGUUCCUCCAUUGUUAUACAGCCGGGAAGAUAUGAGGUACCAUGACGGAAUGGGGUGUCAAAUGCGCAUGACUAAGGGAAUUUCCCGGAAGACCUCCCCCUUGAGGAGUGUUAGACACUUUUUGAGAUACCAAGGCUGGGUGAUUAUCUUGUGUGUUGCGUGUAUGGGUGCUGCUAGCGGUGGUACUUAUUACUAUACAUCUAGAAGGAUGAACCAGAACUUUGGAUCUAUCAAUAUCUAGGGGUUUUGUAUUAGUGUUUUACAGAGGAUCCUGUUGAGGUAUCACUUUUUUAUUUGAUGGAUCUUAGCUUAUAACUAUUAUUUAUCCUUUGUGUGAUAUAUCAAUGUAAACGAUACCUAUCAGGAGAU